Molecule: messenger RNA, 219 nt
Organism: Penicillium malachiteum
Lineage: Eukaryota; Fungi; Ascomycota; Eurotiomycetes; Eurotiales; Aspergillaceae
Exons: 1
Coding region: 1-219 (72 amino acids)
Source: RefSeq, a predicted model, not a curated record
AUGCUGACCAGUAAGCCAAUUCGCAUGGAGGAAGAGCUGAGGCACAAGACAGCGGUGAACGCUGUUGAUGGCUUGCCGAUACGAUGCAUUGACCAGCGCCACAGCCUGAGGAUGUUGGACAACCCGACCAAUAGAGUAGCCAUUGGUGUCGCCAUGGACCUUCUCUCACCGGCCUCAUCGAACAUCGCAUCACGAUGCUCAGGGCUUGGAAUCUGGUAA